Suillus subaureus is the source of this 1989-nucleotide messenger RNA. RefSeq lists its product as uncharacterized. Gene Ontology annotation, biological process: intracellular transport. The coding region runs from base 1 to 1989 and encodes 662 amino acids. The record is from RefSeq and is a predicted model, not a curated record. Gene Ontology annotation, cellular component: nuclear pore. The transcript has 6 exons. Lineage: Eukaryota; Fungi; Basidiomycota; Agaricomycetes; Boletales; Suillaceae.
AUGAAGAGAGGCGCAGAGAGACAAAUCAGCAAGGACGACGGCGACGACAUAGAGGAAGUGGAAGACCCUGGCAAGGGUUUACAAAAGGCAGACGAGUCUGUCCUCGCAAAGCGACAAAUACGUGGUUUGCCUAAGCGAACCAUGGCUUCAAAUAAAGCUUUGUCUUUCGCCGGACUUCCCAGUGCACCUCUUUCACCCGCGGAUUCGGAACCCCCCGCUUCUCCAAAAUUCGGUGGUUUCUCAGGGUUUGGCUCAGGAGCUGGACCGAGUCCUUUCUCAUUCGCCCCUCCAGCUGUCACUACAUUCACAACCUCAAACGUUGCGCCCUCUGCGUCUGCUGCUACGAAGGGCUUUGCAUCGGUUAUACAAGCCGCUAGUACUGCCAAUGCAUCCCCAACUAUUGUCAAUGCAUCCCCGAGUACUUCAAAUGAAGAUUACAACGCAGAACUGAACUAUUACAAGUCUAUUCGUGGUCUUAACGCCUCCUUUUUGACAGCGAUCCAAAAAGCUGUAGACCAGGAUCCCUUUAUUGACAUUGCAGGCCUUCUUGAGAGUUAUAAGAAUCUGCGGACUACCGUCCAAACAGAUCAUGAUAACUCAUCCAAAGCCACUAGCCAGAAGGCACCAGCUUCUGGCCCUCCUGUGCCUGAGAAGGCUGCACCUUCAACGACUGGAUUUCCCGUACCAAAAGGCUUCUCUGGAUUUGGUAGCUUUGGCUCCCCAUCAUUACAUACUUCAUCCACGAAUGGAACAGAUCAGAGCUCGGCACCCAAAAGUGCCUUCCCCUUCUCUACAUCAUCUUCCAGCACAAACGCGACUCCAACUUUUAGUCUGGGUGCCAAAAUGAGUGAAGAUACUCCUACAGCACCAUCUCCCUUUGGCACUUCGGAAGCUCCGAAAUCGGCUUUUUCAUUUGGGACUAAAUCCGAUGAUCCCAGCUCGUCAAGUCCGAGUCCGUUUUCAUUCGCUCCGCCAGCCGCACCUGCACCCAGCAAAGACAAAGACGAUUCAAAAUCCUCCUCAUCCGCAUUUGGCUCAGGCGUUCCCAACUUCUUCGCGUCAUCUAAGGCAGCAUCAUCCACGUUCUCCGACUUAAAGCCGACAUCAGCAUUCAACACUACGACGUCAUUAUUUGGUAACAGUACUGACUCAAAGACGCCCUCCUUCUUCACCCCAGGGUCCUCAGAUCUAUUCAACAAAGUAUCUGCUAAAACCGAUACAGGAAACGAAGAAAUCAAAACCGGAAGCACCACUGGUCUAUUUGGCAGCUCCUCCUUCACACCGCCUACCAACGCUUUCGCAUCUGCUGCUACCGACAAACCCACCAGUGCUUUCGGUACUUUUGGCGGAGGCUCGCCACCGAAAGGAAAUGGAUUUACGUUUGGGAAGGCGGGAGGAGGGAGUAUUGGCAAUCCAGUAGGGUUUGGAUUCGGAGUUGCGAAGCUUGCAGAUGGGGCUUCUACGUCUUCAUCGAGCGCCCCCACGGAAUUCAGUUUUGGUGCUCCACCGACCAAAUCUGUCUCUCCGUCAAUGGACACCGCCAGUCGAUCAGGGUCGCAACCUGUUGCCGGCGACGAGGGCACGCAAGACGAUGCAAAGUUGCUGCCGACUAGCAAUCACGAUGAUGAAGGCGAGGGUGAAGAAGAUGAAGAGACGACGUAUACUGUGAAGGCUAAAGUCUUCAAGCUUUCGAAGACUCCUGACAAGUCCGAGUGGAAGGACCUAGGGUGUAUGUUCCGUUUGAAAAAACAUAAAGAGACAGGCGCACGACGCGCACUGAUGCGAAACAGUGCCACCGGGAGGAUUAUCAUUAACUUCAGGUUGUUCGUGUCACUAACUCCAACACUGAUGAAGACGAUGAUAUCCUUUGUCGGACACGAUGAAGGUGCUCCUGCAUCGUUCCGAAUUCGUGUGAAAACACCUGAGCAAGCUCAGGAGCUCAAGAAUGCUUUGGAUCGCGAGGUAGCAGCUGUCAAGGAGUCGAGUUGA